Messenger RNA from Toxoplasma gondii ME49, 1674 nucleotides. RefSeq lists its product as hypothetical. The transcript has a single exon. Bases 255 to 1421 code for a protein of 388 amino acids. The record is from RefSeq and is a predicted model, not a curated record. NCBI's taxonomy places the organism in Eukaryota, Apicomplexa, Conoidasida, Eucoccidiorida, Sarcocystidae.
UCGCUCUGGGAUUCUCUCCCUCCUGUCUCAUGGUCUCGAAGACAAAAACUGACGGCCCACGUCGAACGGAUAACGUUAAGAACCAAGUGCCACAAUGAUCACAACAAUCAAUCUUACUUCCGUUUCCUCUGACUCUCAAGUCACCGUGAGCCAGAACGAGGCUGCCAACUGUACUUUUGCGGAAGAGUUCGAUCUCUUGUAGCUGGCCAAGUGUUUGCAGGUGCAGUUCUUCGGUUUGUUUCUUGUUAUCCAAGAUGAAGGCAGCCGUUGCUCUAUCUCUUUUCGGGCUUACUCUGGCUCUCCCAAUGGUAGCUCUGGCAGAGGAAAUGAGCAGCGAAAUGGUUGACAGUGUUGAUAUGCUCGAGAUGGAGGAUGUUUCCGUUCAGGAGACCCAGGAACUGUCAGAGGAAUCUAGCACCGCGCCCAUGCGUUAUCUUGAAGAAGAUAGCACCGACGACAUUUUCCUCAUUCCUGAGACCACCUCUCCCAUCCGCGUUCUGGGCAAGAAAAACCGUGCCGUUUACGUCGCUGCCCCCAAGAAGUAUGUGGCUCCUGUUGUGCAGAAGAAGGCCCCAGUUGCCCACUCCAAGUACUCGGCACCCGCCCCGUCCAAGAAAAUGCACGCGCCUGCCAAGAAGGCCCCAGUUAUUAUGUCGUCCAAGUACGCGCCUGCCCCCGCCUCGAAAAAGUACACGCAAGCUGCCCCGUCGAAGAAGUAUCGCCGACUUGCGCCCGUUCCCGAGAUGUCCGAAGAGGAAUCGACUGCAACUUCCAUCUCGGACAUCGAAGUCGAUGAUGAAGAACGUGAGCUGAAGAAGAACAGUGGCUACUAUGUGGCGUACACCCCGGUCGUUGCUAGCCCGUACUGCAGUGUCGGCUCAUCUUGUGCUCGCUACCUCGGUGAAGAGCAAGAUAUGAACGAGGAGUUCAUGAGCGAGGAAGAGGAGGCUGUGUAUGAGCAGAGUGCUGAAGAGCGCUCCUUGGGAAAGAAGAGCCGUGCGGUUUACGUGGCCCCUGCCCCAAAAAAGUACGUGGCCCCCGCUCCUCAAAAGAAGGUCGCUGCUCCGGUGUACCGUGCAGCCUCUAUGCAUAAGAAGGCUGAGCCGGUUGUUCAGAUGAAGGCCACGCCUGUUCAGAAGAAGGCCGCGCCUGUUGCUCAUAAGAAGACCCCCGCUUUCCCGUCGAAGAAAUACCAUCAGGCUAUGUCGUCAUCCAAAUACACUCCUAUCACUACUCUUAGCAAGAAGCGCCGCCUGGCAGCUCAGGAAGAUGUUGCUGUCGAGGAGGAGUCCACUGCGACUGAAACUGAGACAGAGGAAGAGGAGCGUGACCUGAAAAAACGUGGAACAUACUACUACCCGGUUGCUGCCUACCCGGUCGUCGCCACCCCGUACUGCAGCACCGGUGGUGCGUGCUACUAAACUGCAAGGGGGUUUGAGACUUUUGAUCUCUUCUUUCAUAUUCGUCUUGUUCAGAAAAAAACGAUGCACCAAAUAGCGACGUCGUGACAUGUGCUUUGAUUCGACCCAUUUCAAACAUUCCAUCCUUGCCCCGAACAGACAUUAAUUCGUGCGCCAUACUUCUUUCCAUUAAGACCUACUUGCAGAAAACGUAGGACUGCUUUCUCUAGAGGAAAUGAAAGUAUGCAAAAGAUCAACUCCGGCAUGAGAUCUA